This is a messenger RNA of Callorhinchus milii (elephant shark), 1588 nucleotides long. RefSeq names its product doublecortin domain containing 2B (gene dcdc2b). The record is from RefSeq and is a predicted model, not a curated record. The coding region runs from base 314 to 1453 and encodes 379 amino acids. Gene Ontology annotation, cellular component: microtubule; microtubule organizing center. Lineage: Eukaryota; Metazoa; Chordata; Chondrichthyes; Chimaeriformes; Callorhinchidae. The transcript has 10 exons. Gene Ontology annotation, biological process: intracellular signal transduction.
UCAUUUGAGGCACAGUUAAACCUGCUAUUGCUGCAAUGCAUCCGUGUAGCAUCUCUCCUUGUAAAUGGGCAGAGCUUAGGGCAGUGGCAUUCUUUCAUUUAGAAGCAAGUAGCCAAACAAUAGGUGUGAAUUUAUUUGAUUGGCCCGAGCUGCUGUUUUGUUGGCAGCACUAAACACAAAGCAACCAUUGAUGAAAACAGCACCAUGGAAACCAAGGUAGCUCUAUGUAGUAUAGUUGUUCACGCACCCUGUAGCUUCAACAACAGUUGAACUAUGUGGACAACGGCAGAAAGCUUGCUUCAAGUUAAGGAAAAUGACCUCCCCAGGAGUGUUUGCUGCCCCUCAGGCUAAGAAUGUGGUCCUCUAUAAGAAUGGAGAUCCGUUUUUCACUGGAAGGAAGUUUGUGGUUAACCAGAGGCAGAUACUGACUUUUGAAACUUUUUUAAAUGAAGUAACAAGUAACAUCAAUGCUCCCGUGGCCGUGAGAAAGAUUUACACUCCAGGGGAAGGACACAGAGUCCUCGAGUUAAAUGAUCUACAGAACGGAUGCCAUUAUGUGGCAGCAGGAUUUGAGAAGUUUAAAAAAUUAGACUAUUUACAAAAUGGGAACAAAAAGCCGGAUGGAAACAGAAGAAAGCACAAUCUGAUGGUGAGGAUUGUCUAUCCCUAUAGAGGACACACCUCGGCAAGAUGGAGCAAGUACAUUCAGAUGCCAUGUAUCAUCAAUAUUUUUAGGAACGGAGACCUCCUCACUGCACCGUUUCGAUUAGUUAUUCCCAAACACGUGAUGUCAGAUUGGGAUACCAUCCUCGCCAUGGUAACAGAGAAAGCAAACCUACGGACUGGAGCUGCACGCAGACUUUACACACUGGAUGGGAGUGUGAUAGACAGGGGCACCAAGCUGGAGAGUGGACAGUACUAUGUCGGUGUUGGGUCUGAAAAGUUUAAACACCUGCCAUAUCUUGAACUCCUGGGGGACAAAAUACCCUCACGCAAUACUCACAGACAUCAUCAGGUGAUCAGAAUCCAACAUAAGAAUUCAAACAAAGAAGAACCAAAUCAUCGUCGUGUCCAAUCCACUGGGAACGCGGGAAAGGCCGGCAUUAUAGUCUCUCCACGGAUGGUCGUAAAGAGAGACACAAACGCCAGCAGCCAAAAUCAUUCUGUAUUCUAUACAAAGCCGGUUACUGUGUGGACCCAUCGGAAAUUCACAAAGAUUUCACAGGCCAGAGCAGCAACCACAGAGAACGGGAGCGUUUUUAAGGUGAAUGAGAAAAGAGCUGAGCUGCAGGGAGCUCAUGAAAUUCCUGACGAUGAAAAUACUAAGGUGGAGCUUCCAAUUGAUCAGAGAGUUGCUGAGAUUGUUCAAGAUGAAGUAAUUCACGAAGCAAGGCCUGGCAAUGUGAAAGAGAAGCUGGGAACUUCCUGGAUCAGGUUAAUUCACCAACAGUGAGAUGACGAUUGAGGAAAUAAAUGAAGAAAAAAUUAACUUAAUACAAACAAGCCCUGUUUCUGGUUAAGACACUCGUGUUUCAUAGUGUUCACCUUUGCAGAGCUACAAGUCACAAUAACAUCACUUCCUAUCAUC